AAAAAUUUAAUGAUGAGUGGGAGGAAAAUGAAGAAAAAAACUUAUUUUUUACCGCUAUAACCCGACCUAAAAUGGGACUAUACAUAACUACUAGUUCCGAGCAAGAAUGUUCCGAUUUUAUUAAUCCGGCUAAUUUGGAUCGUAAUUUGGUGGAGUUUAUUGACAAGAGUUAA
This is a messenger RNA of Racocetra persica, 173 nucleotides long. Lineage: Eukaryota; Fungi; Glomeromycota; Glomeromycetes; Diversisporales; Gigasporaceae. The record is from the annotation of a GenBank genome assembly.